Thelazia callipaeda (thelaziosis nematode) is the source of this 453-nucleotide messenger RNA. NCBI's taxonomy places the organism in Eukaryota, Metazoa, Nematoda, Chromadorea, Rhabditida, Thelaziidae. The record is from the annotation of a GenBank genome assembly.
AUGGAGUCGAGAGUUGCGUAUUAUUUCGAUAAUGAAACCGAUCAAUGUCUUCCAUUUCUAUACGAAGGAUGUGGUGGCAAUACAAAUCGUUUCAGAGAUAUGGAAAGUUGUCGGAUGUCUUGUAUUCCACAAGAUUACGGUUGGUGCGCGAUGAAAGAAAAAGCAUUUGUGGAUAAUAAUGGCAAUACGUUAAUUUGUUCCAGAACCAGUGCUGAUCCUUGCCCAGAAAAAUACAUUUGCAAGCAUUUAGCUUUCUUUGGAAUUUGUUGUCCUCAAAAAACAGAGGAAAUAUACGCUAAAAACUUUUACCCAAAGUGUGCCAGAGGAACGUUGGUAAUAACUGAUGAUGGUAAUUUUAACAUGACGUUUCUUGGGAAAACUUGCAGUGAUAAAUUUUGUCCCGAAGGAAGCAGUUGUAUUCAGCAGGAAAUAUUUGCAUAUUGUUGUCAGUAA